Akanthomyces muscarius is the source of this 1437-nucleotide messenger RNA. RefSeq lists its product as uncharacterized. NCBI's taxonomy places the organism in Eukaryota, Fungi, Ascomycota, Sordariomycetes, Hypocreales, Cordycipitaceae. The coding region runs from base 1 to 1437 and encodes 478 amino acids. The transcript has 3 exons. The record is from RefSeq and is a predicted model, not a curated record.
AUGGCUGCCGUCUCCUUCAAGUCAAUUCCACCCUCGCUACGGCCCGUGGUUCGAUCCUACCUUAUGGGCUACGGCGCUACUGUUGUGCCACAAAUACUGAGCUUGGUCUCGAAGCACGUUAAACUUUUGGGAAGAGCCAGGGAUGGCUCUUGCGAUGAACGCCAGUAUCAGAAGAAGUCUUUUCUGCGAAGUUUGGUCCGGAUCCUCAUGUCCGGCCUUUAUCCCCAGCGCUUACCUAUAUUUUGUGCCGUCCUGGCUGCAGGGCCCUCCUUCUUUCAGGCACCCGUCUAUAGUCUACUUAGUUCUUCAAUUACUCCUCUUACCACCAUCACUAAACUCAGGCUAUCACGAUGGCUCUCAGCGUUUAUAUCUGCAUGGGCCGGUCUGUGGCUGUUGCAGACUGCGCAGUGCCCAUCCUGCUGGGAGGAGCAGCCGGAGGCAGUGGAAGGCAACAACGUCACCAGAUUAGCUGGUAACACAAUUGACAUUACUCUCUUGACUGUUAGUCGAGCUGUUGAUGUCAUUGUCGGCGAAGCUUGGACUCGCCAUCAAGCCAGCCGCAAGGCGCGCGGAAAUUGGACAAAAGCUGAAUCCCUCAUCUCCUACAUGGCGGACCCCACAAUCUUUGCCGUCUCCUGUAGCUUGAUAAUGUGGUCCUGGUUCUUCCACCCGGAGCGCCUGCCUUCGCGGUAUAACAAAUGGAUCACAUCAGCCGCACAGGGCGACGAGCGAAUCAUCUAUACACUACGGCGACUGUACGACGGCUCUAUCGUCUAUGGAGAAAAACCUAUCGAUGGUGACGCCACCCUGGCUUCUGUAUGCAGAGACUACAACUUGCCAGAAGAGUAUGGUGACGCGACUAAGACAUGGCCUUUCCCAUGCGUCAUGUUCCAUACGGGCCACGGAACUACCUGCGAGGAACGAGCCAUUAGGCGUUUUAUAAAAUCCUGGCAGACGGCCAUGUUUACAUACUUGCCACUAGCGUUGGUCUUUCGUCUACGCCGCCGCCCUUCAAAAAAAGCGAUUCUUAGGUCAUUCUUCUCCGCAUCUCGGUCUUCAGCCUUCCUCGCCACCUACAUUACUCUAAGCUACUACGGCGUCUGCCUCGCCCGCAGCCGCAUCGGACCUCUUAUCGCUGGCCGGGAUAUCGCAGCAUGCCGACGCUUGGAUUCGGGUAUCGGUGUCGGAACCGCUUGCGCCCUCUGCGGCUGGAGCAUCUUCGUCGAAACAAAAGCCCGCCGCAAGGACAUGGCUCUUUUUGUAGCCCCCAAGGCACUGGGUACACUUAUCGCCAGACGAUACCCUGUCGAAAAGGAGUGGCGGGAGAGGCUUGCCUUUGCGUUUAGUGCAGCCGUCUUGUCGACUUGUAUUCGAGAAAAUCCAAAGCGAGUUCGCGGAUGGCUGGGUCGCUUAAUUGCGUACGCCAUUCGCGAAUAA